This is a messenger RNA of Xyrichtys novacula (pearly razorfish), 761 nucleotides long. The record is from the annotation of a GenBank genome assembly. Lineage: Eukaryota; Metazoa; Chordata; Actinopteri; Labriformes; Labridae.
AUGAGCGCCUCCAGUCAUGGCUUCCCCAACGCAGCCUGCCUUUCCCACUGCCCAGCUCCAGCAGCAGCUCCAGGAAUGGUCUCUGAUCUCACUGUCACAUGGUUUGAAUCCAUUAUCACGGGUGUCUUGGAGCCUGAAGCUGCUUCAGCCCUGCCAGAAGAUCCUGGAAGACCCUGGAAGCUAAGCCAAAAUCAACAGCAGGGCCCGCUCCCUCACUUGUGCCCGCGAAGACGCAGGUGCCUGCCGGUGGAGGAGUGGAGGCUCCGGUGAAUUCCACUCCAUAUCAGCCGGGGCUCUGGUCCAUUGCGUGCAGGGAUCAACACCAUGCAGUACCUCCUUCAACCCUCUCAUCACCUCCGACCAUUCCGCUGACCAACAGGUUUGAUGUCCUGAGCAAGAAGGAUUUCCCUCCUCUGGGCAAGAAUGCCCAACAGCAGCAAGCGGCAAAACCAUCCUCCGUUCACCACAAGCUGCUGAAGGAGGCUGUCGCGCGGAGGAGUUCAGGGGGUAACACCAACCCUGUGACAACUGGACCCUCCGUUGCUGGUGAAGGUGCUUCUCUGGACUACAGAGCACCCCGGUGCCACCCCUGGAGCCAUCCAGUCCCAAUCCCACUCAGAAGUGUAUCCAUGAGGGCCUGGCCCCGGAGCCCUCCUUUCUCCCGGGCGCUCGACAGAGGUCUCCCUCAUCUCAAGGCCAUCCUGAAGACUUGGGCAGGAAAAGCGCAACGGGGGCGUAGCACACCCUUCCCUGGCAGCUAG